Messenger RNA from Cladophialophora yegresii CBS 114405, 498 nucleotides. RefSeq lists its product as uncharacterized. Gene Ontology annotation, molecular function: ribonuclease III activity. NCBI's taxonomy places the organism in Eukaryota, Fungi, Ascomycota, Eurotiomycetes, Chaetothyriales, Herpotrichiellaceae. Gene Ontology annotation, biological process: RNA processing. The transcript is spliced from 2 exons. The coding region runs from base 1 to 498 and encodes 165 amino acids. The record is from RefSeq and is a predicted model, not a curated record.
AUGGCAAGAGUCUUAGAGGAAGUGACGGAAUGCGAGAGUAUCAUCGGUUAUGAAUUCAGGGAGAAACGCCACGCCAUCAGAGCGCUCUUUGCCUACACUGGCGCUUGCCAGUACAUGGAUUCUAUCUUCGGCGUCAAAAAGAACGACGGGCUGGCAAUCUACGGCGAUAUCGUUAUCCAAGACCACCUAUGCAGGCAAUGGCUCGACCUAGGCCUUACCAAGGGCAUGUGGGAAUGGACCCAAAUCCGUCAGGUGGCGAGCAAUACCAACCUGGCCUCCAUUGGCAGGGCUAGAGGACUGGACGCUUGCGUCGUCCUCAAUCCAGGAACGGUGAAUGUGACUGAUAGCGUCAUGGCUACCACUGUGGAAGCCAUCAUCGGCGCAGUGGCCUUGGAUGGCGGCAGGGCGGCGGCCGAACAGGUCAUCGAUCGACUGAAUGUGACGCAUGAGCUGCUUACAGCGGUAAAGUCGACUACUCUCCUACCAUCCCGACCUUGA